This is a messenger RNA of Moesziomyces aphidis, 2061 nucleotides long. The record is from the annotation of a GenBank genome assembly. Lineage: Eukaryota; Fungi; Basidiomycota; Ustilaginomycetes; Ustilaginales; Ustilaginaceae.
AUGAAGUACAUCGUCGUCAGCGGAGGUGUCAUCUCGGGCAUCGGCAAGGGCGUCAUCGCCUCGUCCACCGGCCUGCUCCUCAAGACGCUCGGCCUCCGUGUCACCGCAAUCAAGGUCGACCCUUACAUGAACAUCGAUGCCGGCACCAUGUCGCCUACCGAGCACGGUGAGGUCUACGUCCUCGACGACGGCGGAGAAGCCGAUCUCGACCUCGGCAACUACGAGCGCUACCUCGACGUCACCCUCAGCCGCGACAACAACAUCACCACCGGAAAGAUCUACAGGGAGGUCAUCGAGAAGGAGCGCAAGGGCGACUACCUCGGCAAGACCGUCCAGAUCGUGCCCCACCUCACCAACGCCAUCCAGGACUGGAUCGAGCGCGUCGCUCAGCGUCCCGUCGAUGGCAGCGGAGAGUCGCCCGAGGUCUGCAUCAUCGAGCUCGGCGGUACCGUCGGUGACAUCGAGUCCGCCCCCUUCGUCGAGGCCAUGCGUCAGUUCCAGUUCCGCGUGGGCCACGACAACUUUGCCCUCAUCCACGUCAGUCUCGUCCCCGUCAUCGGCGGCGAGCAGAAGACCAAGCCCACCCAGGCCGCCAUCCGCGACCUGCGCGGCCUCGGUCUCGUGCCCGACAUGAUUGCCGCCCGCUGCCCCGUCCCGCUCGAGCCCGCCGUCAUCAACAAGCUCUCCAUGUUCUGCCACGUCGGCCCCGAGCAGGUCAUGGCCGUGCACGACGUCUCGUCCACCUACCACGUGCCCCUCCUCCUCGAGGAGCAAGGCAUGGUUCGCUUCUUCCAGAAGCGUCUCGGCCUCGACGUCAACGGCAGCAUCCCACGCCCCAUGAAGGAGCAGGGCCGCGAGCUCAGGACGCGCUGGCGCGACCUCACCGUCGGCCACGACCGCAUGAUCGACAAGGUCGAGAUCGUACUCGUCGGCAAGUACACCUCGCUGCACGACUCCUACAUGUCCGUCGUCAAGUCGCUCGAGCACGCCGCACUUCGAUGCCACCGCAAGCUCGAGCUCAAGUGGGUCGAGUCCAGCGACCUUGAGCCCGCCGCUGAGAGCGACAACCCCGUCAAGUACCACCAGGCCUGGCAGGCGCUCUGCUCCGCCAAGGGUAUCCUCGUCCCCGGUGGCUUCGGCACCCGCGGCACCGAGGGCAUGAUCAGCGCCGCCCGCUGGGCGCGAGAGAAGAAGGUGCCCUACCUCGGCAUCUGCCUCGGUUUCCAGAUCGCGGUCAUCGAGUACGUGCGCAACGUGCUCGGCAUUGAGACCGCCGGCUCGGCGGAGCUCGACGCCGACUGCAAGGACCCCGUCAUCAUCUAUAUGCCCGAGAUCAGCAAGACCCACCUCGGCGGCACCAUGCGUCUCGGUCUGCGACCCUCCAUCUUCCAGAAGGGCACCGAGGAGUGGAGCAAGAUCCACCAGCUCUACGGCGGCCAGCCCGUCGUUUGGGAGCGCCACCGCCACCGAUACGAGGUCAACCCUGAGUACGUGGAGCGCAUCGAGAGUGCGGCCUCCAACCCCUCGCUCGCCGCCAAGGCCGCGCCUCAGAAGGUUCCGGCCACCUCGCCGCCGCUGCCCUCGUUCACCUCGCCGCGGCUCGGCUACCCGUCUGCCGCCGAGGCUGAGCCGGCGGGCAUCGACGAGCUCAAGUUUGUCGGCAGGGACGAGAAGGGCGAGCGCAUGCAGAUCGCCGAGCUGCGCAACCACCCGUACUUUGUCGGCAUGCAGGCGCAUCCCGAGUUCUGCUCGCGUCCCCUCAACCCUUCGCCGCCCUUCCUCGGCUUCAUCGCCGCCUCGGCAGGUCUGCUCGACGAGCAGCUGGCCGUGCAGAAGAACUACGUCCCGCCCCACCCCAAGAGCCACAUGAUCUCCGAGUCCGAGAUGAUCAAGCGCAGGGAUGCCGGCGAGACCGACGACAAGCCCGCCACUACCCCACCCGGCGCCGCUACGCCUACCCGCAGCCUUAGCCUCAACAAGGGCACCUCCAAACCCGAUCUCGCCGUCGCUGCUCGCAUUGCCGCUGCCGAGAAGGCCAACAGCGCCGCCACCGAUGCGUGA